CUAAACUGAUCUUCGUAACUGUACGACUCUAUUCAUCCAUCCUAAUGCUUCUCGGCCAAACGAAAUAUCCGGCUCCAUGGCAAGCCAGUCGUUCUGGACCGGCUUGGAAACUGCUGGCAAAAUCAUCGAUGUCGAUGCAACCAAUUUCUGGAGACUGCUACCACAAGUCCUCGAAGUGAUUGCCAAUGCCGAGUACAUUUCUUUUGACCUGGAAAUGACCGGAAUUCGUGUCAAGAACGGUCUUUCAGACAGGCAAGACAAGUUCUCGGUCGAGGAAUAUUAUGCUGCUGCUUGUGAAGUUGCCAACACUUUUCAGAUCAUCGAGUUUGGUAUUACUUGCUCCAAGUAUGACACAGAGAACAGAUCAUACGGAUGGACUGCCUACAACUUCCGACUGGCACCUUGGUACCUAGGGGACAAUCGAACUCAUCUGGCAUUGGCCAAAAUUUUUGACCGUCAAUACACUCUGUCCAGCAACAGCUUUAGAUUUCUCAGAGGCAAUAGAAGGGAUAACAUCACGUCACUGGCCUUGGAAAGUGGUAUCAUGUACCUAAGCAGACAAGAAGCUGACGAGGCGUACAAAUACUUCAUCGAUCCGGACAAGAAAGUGCGGAAUCUGAUCGAUCUCAACAAAGAACCCUUGGAAGCCAAUUUGUUUUACGACUGGGUACGGAGUUCCAUUACCUUGUGGCUCCGGGAUCCUCACAAACUUGAGUGGCUCAAUAUUGAAAACCCUGGUGGCGAGAACCUCAGUAACUUGCAACGCCGCCUGGUGUACCAAAUCCUGGAAUCCGAGUUCAGUCACAACUGUCUACGUGCAGUGCCAAAGUGUAACAAUGGUUUCAUGCAAAUCACUCAGAAAGGCAUUGAUGCUGCAGAGGAGACGGCAAUACUUCAGCGCAUGAGUGAGCGCAAGGCAGCAAUUAGAGAACAGACAGGAUUCCGAUUUGUGUUUGAAGCCCUCAUUGGUGGCGACUUCGCAGAUGAAAUUAAUCUCGGACUCAUUCUCACUCCCGAAGAAUACCAGACUAAAGGGGCUGCAACAGAUACUAGAGCCAAGCUGCGGGCAAUCGAGGCCAAAGCCAAAGAGAGGACAAGGGUUAUUGUUGGCCACAACUCCCUCUUUGAUCUCUGCUUCAUGUACCGUUCCUUUAUCGGAACACUACCAACUAGCCUUCAACAGUUCAAGAUCGAUAUACAGGCUAUGUUUCCUCGAUAUGUUGACACCAAAUACAUGGCAACACAGAAUGCGCGAAACCUCGAAGCUGGCCAUACUCUUGAAGAGCUCUAUGGCACAGUACAAUCACAAAAGCUACCGUUGUUUCACCCAGAUGCGCCACUGUAUCGUAGCAGCCAUCAAGCGGGAUAUGAUAGCUGGUUGACUUCCGUCACAUUUCUCAAGCUGUCCUGGAAGCUGGCCAGGGAUUCGCAAUUUCUAAGGAGCUAGGAGCAACUUGAACCUGCGAGUUCUGGGGGCUAUAACAAGGAGACCAUCAAUCCGGCAUCUGUGUCCCCAGCCCAGGUUUCUUUGAUUGCUCUACAAAGCGAUGUCGUGCUGUCAACACCGCGCUGCCCUCCCGAUCCUCCAAGACGACCACCUUUGCUGUUAAAACAUCUAUCGUCCGCACCCGGAUUUCUUACAGCAGUCAAUAGUACCGCUUUUACUAUGCCUGCCCGCCAACUGGAAUUGCUGGAUUUAACCACAGUUCGCGAUGGUCUCUGCAGCGUCACUGGACCCUUUUCCCUGUUGGAUCAUCAGGAUGGUGCGAAAUCGCUGCGUCCUCGCGAGGGCAGCCUAAUUGAUACCGAUGCUCUGGAAAUCGUCGAUACUGUUUCUUUAAUACCAACUCGCGGGUCUAUAUCGACAAACUGCUCUACUGAUAAAAAAGUCGUGACAAGCGAAGAAGUUUCGACGGACGGUCACCGGAUUGAUGGAUGGAACUCGCCCAUCUUUCGGCUUGUUGGGGGAAGACUACGCGCAGCUCAGGGUGUCAUCGAUCCUGCUUCCUGAAUGGCCUUUUGUUUUCCUGCUGUAGGCGAAGCUCUGGCUCUUUGCCGCCGAU
Messenger RNA from Pyricularia grisea, 2063 nucleotides. RefSeq lists its product as uncharacterized. Lineage: Eukaryota; Fungi; Ascomycota; Sordariomycetes; Magnaporthales; Pyriculariaceae. Gene Ontology annotation, biological process: nuclear-transcribed mRNA poly(A) tail shortening. Gene Ontology annotation, molecular function: poly(A)-specific ribonuclease activity; RNA binding. The record is from RefSeq and is a predicted model, not a curated record. The transcript is spliced from 5 exons. The coding region runs from base 77 to 1447 and encodes 456 amino acids. Gene Ontology annotation, cellular component: cytoplasm.